AUGUCUGCGAUGAGUUCAGAUUCUUCACCCCGGUCCUCCUCCGUACCUGAUACUACGACGAAAAAGAAAGAUGAAAGUAUUGGCAAGCUUGCGAAACAAACAGAGGGCAAGUACGAGCUUCCGAGAGCGCCAGCGACUUUGAACGUUAACGCACUGCAUGCAUAUGAGGAGCACCACAAUAUAGAUGAACAAGGGUACAAGUCCAUGGAUCCGGGCAAACCAAAGGGUUCCCAAGCGGAGGAAGUGAGCGAGAUGCUCCAAUCGACAACACUAGAUGACCCCAUCCAGUUUACUAGAGUUUCGUCCUCGUCAGCUUUAAGCAACAGUUCUUACGAAGCAAGUGACAUUAUAACGGGUUCACAUGAGCCUGACAUAGGGCGUGCAAAGGAGCCACAAGGUUCUAAUCAAGAGCCUCAACAACCAAACGCAUUCCCAGAAAUUCAAGAACAAUCCACGAUAGGGGACAAAACCAACUCCACAAUAAGGGCAUCGGACCAUUAUCUUGCCGAAAAUUCUAGGCUAACCAAUGAUUCUAUGAUGCUUGUUGGCGAGAACGAGAUGCAGCUUUCCCAAGAAUUUUCAACUCAAGAUAGCUCUAACCUCAACCUUGAAAAUACCAGCCACCUCAAAAGCAGCACCCCCAAAAGCGAUUACAGUAGGGAUGUUUCUAAGAAGGACAUAUUAGAACCUGGAGAAGAGGGCUGUUUGUCAGAGCAGACUCAUAACGUAGGCACUCCUGCUAAAGAGUUCAACUACAGUAGCAGCUCAGGCGAGUUUCCGGAAAAGAACAUUGAUAUUCCUAUUGUGGAUGCUUCCAAUACAAGCAAACAAGCAUGGACGACACCAAACCUGGUACAAGGCGGUUUCACGCAAGUACAGUAUUCUACCGCGACAAACAAUAGAAAGCAGCCGCCAAGAUCUCCGUUCAGAGCUGUCUCCUCGCCUUUUAAUUCGAUGCGCAGAGGUUCCCGGGAAGAAGUGACAGAAUCGCCAAAAUCGCAGUCUCGGCUUGCUUCCCCAACCGCGGAGAACAAAAAGAGAAGAAGCGGCGGAAGCAGAAUGAAGGGUGUCUUCUCUUCUCUUAUGCAAAACAUGAAGAGAACUUCACAAGGGGAGAAGCGCCAAUCAAGCUCGGCGUUAAAAAUUUCCACACCUUAUAAUGCAAAACACGUUCAUCAUGUUGGCGUUGAUACUAAGACAGGUGAGUACACAGGUCUUCCUGACGAAUGGGAGAAGCUUUUGACUUCAAGUGGUAUAUCUAAGAAGGAGCAACAGCAGCAUCCCCAAGCUGUCAUGGAUAUUGUCAAGUUUUAUCAAGAUGUUACCGAAGCUAAUGGGGAGGACAAAGUUUUCAAAACGUUUCAUGUCGGAAAUUCUGGGAAAAAUAUCUCCAGUACUUCUUCCUUUAGAACCCCUUCUUCGCCUUCUCUUAACAAGCUCGAAAAUGCCCACUCGAGGCCGCAACAUCCAAACAGCCUUGGCGUUAACUCCACUGCGCAUGAACUUCAGUCUCCAGUAAACCUCAGGGAGGCUCCUAAUGUCCAAGGAACCACUACAAAUGAAAGGUUCAUGCCCAGCCGUCCUGCUCCUAAACCUCCGGGCACACCAACUAAAAAUGAUUUAACAUCGCCAUUGGCAAAUAGAAACUCACCGGCUACAUCUCCGAAGGUAACCCACGCGUCUAGUUUAUCAUCCGGGCUUCGUUCAUUGUCGCGUAAGGGAACUUUGGCAAAAACGGACCAUCAAAUACCUCCAUCUUCACAUGGAAAAGCUGUAGUUUCAAGGAAUGGGACUAUUUCAGAAAAAAGUGCGGACAUGGCUCCCGUAAGACCUGCACCUCCUCCGCCUGUUCCAAAAGAUUUACCCAGAGAGGAUAAUGCUCAGACUGAUGCUCAAAAAGCGGCUGAAAAAAAGAGAGAAGACAGAAGGAAGAAAAUUCAACAAUUGUACGCAAAGCUAACAGAAAUUUGCACCGAUGGAGACCCUAGCAAACUUUAUAAAAGUCUUAUCAAGAUAGGCCAAGGCGCGUCGGGCGGUGUUUACACAGCAUACGAAGUCGGCACAAACGCCUCCGUUGCAAUCAAACAAAUGAAUCUGGAAAAACAACCUAAAAAGGAAUUAAUCAUAAACGAGAUUUUGGUGAUGAAGGCGAGCAAGCAUGCUAACAUCGUCAACUUCAUCGACUCUUACCUGCUGAGGGGCGACUUGUGGGUGGUUAUGGAGUAUAUGGAAGGCGGCUCGUUAACUGAUGUUGUGACACACUGUAUUUUGACUGAGGGCCAAAUAGGGGCUGUCAGCAGAGAGACACUAAAAGGCCUGCAGUUCUUGCAUUCAAAAGGCGUUAUUCAUCGUGAUAUUAAAUCUGAUAAUAUUCUUCUCUCUAUGACGGGGGAGAUUAAACUCACUGAUUUUGGGUUUUGUGCCCAGAUCAACGAGAUCAACUUAAAGCGCACGACCAUGGUUGGAACACCGUACUGGAUGGCACCUGAGGUUGUCUCUAGAAAAGAAUACGGUCCUAAAGUUGAUAUUUGGUCUUUGGGUAUUAUGAUCAUCGAGAUGAUUGAAGGGGAGCCACCUUAUCUCAACGAAACCCCACUACGUGCCCUUUAUUUGAUUGCUACAAAUGGAACACCAGAAUUAAAGGACGCAGACAGUUUGAGUGACGAUCUUAAGGGUUUCUUGGGCUGGUGUUUGCACGUCGACCCCGAUGAGAGGGCUACUGCCUCAGAACUGUUGUCAGACCCUUUUAUUGCAACAUAUGCAGAUGAUGUCAGGUCUUUAGCGCCACUGGUUAAACUUGCGAGAAUGAAGAAGCUUGCAGAAAAGAUGGAAGACGGGAGAGAUAGCGGAGAAGAAAGUUCGUGA
This is a messenger RNA of Lachancea thermotolerans CBS 6340, 2865 nucleotides long. It is a transcript of the gene STE20, whose product is annotated as mitogen-activated protein kinase kinase kinase kinase STE20. Gene Ontology annotation, molecular function: ATP binding; protein serine/threonine kinase activity. Lineage: Eukaryota; Fungi; Ascomycota; Saccharomycetes; Saccharomycetales; Saccharomycetaceae. Gene Ontology annotation, cellular component: cytoplasm. The transcript has a single exon. The record is from RefSeq and is a predicted model, not a curated record. Gene Ontology annotation, biological process: protein phosphorylation; regulation of MAPK cascade; intracellular signal transduction. Bases 1 to 2865 code for a protein of 954 amino acids.